Messenger RNA from Seriola aureovittata, 3355 nucleotides. It is a transcript of the gene crot, whose product is annotated as carnitine O-octanoyltransferase. Gene Ontology annotation, cellular component: peroxisome. Bases 150 to 1988 code for a protein of 612 amino acids. Gene Ontology annotation, molecular function: carnitine O-octanoyltransferase activity. Lineage: Eukaryota; Metazoa; Chordata; Actinopteri; Carangiformes; Carangidae. The record is from RefSeq and is a predicted model, not a curated record. The transcript is spliced from 17 exons.
UCCCUGCUGGCACUCGCACAGCGGUUCAGUGGGGUAAAGGUGAGGGGCUGCCGCAACGAGCAAGAGCCAACAACACGCUGAAAUUACAAUAUCGCUGCUGUGCUUGGAUGCAACGCUGAAGUCAACAUUUCUUGGAGAAGGGGGAACAAAUGGCUAAUCAAUUGUCAGAAUCUCUGCCAGAGCAGACCUUCCAGUACCAAAACAGCCUGCCUCCCCUGCCUGUACCAUCACUAGAGAGCAGCCUUUCCAAGUACCUGGAUUCAGUUUAUCCAUUUGCAUCUGAGAAAGAGUUUAAAGCUACAGUGGACAUUGUGAGGAAAUUCCAAGAGGGUGUUGGUAAAGAGCUACACCAGAAACUACUGCAGAGAUCCAAGAUAAAGAGGAACUGGUUGGAAGAAUGGUGGUUAGACACAGCAUAUCUGGAGGUCCGCACACCAUCUCAGCUGAAUGUGAACUUUGGUGGCCCAGCUCCCUACCUGGAGCACUGCUGGCCUCCUGCAGAGGGAGUUUAUCUGCAGAGGGCCAGUAUAAGCACAUGGCACACACUACAGUACUGGAACCUGAUCCGCACGGAGAGACUUGCUCCUCAGAAAGCUGGUAAAACAGCAUUAGAUAUGGACCAGUUCAGAAUGCUGUUCUGUACCUGCAAAGUACCUGGAGUAAAGAAGGACACCAUUCACAACUACUUCAAGACAGAGCGAGAGGGUCCGUGCCCUUCCCAUUUGGUAGUGAUGUGUCGUGGACGGAUCUUCACAUUUGAUGCACUCUGUGAUGGACAGAUUCUCACUCCUCCAGAACUUCUCAGGCAGCUGACCUAUGUGAAGGAGCGCUGUGAGGGCGAGCCAGAGGGAGACGGAGUGGCUGCUCUCACCUCAGAGGAGAGGACUCGUUGGGCGAAGGCCAGGGAACAUCUAAUAAGCAUUGAUCCGCACAAUAAGACCAUCCUGGAGACCAUCCAGAGCAGCCUGUUCGUCAUAUCCCUGGAUGAGACGAAACCCUACUCCACACCAGAGAACUACACAAAUGUGACCCUGGAAGCCCUCACAGGCAACCCCGCCGUCCGCUGGGGAGACAAGUCGUACAAUUCAAUCGUGUUCUCAGAUGGCACUUUUGGAUCCACUUGUGAUCAUGCCCCAUAUGAUGCCAUGGUACUGGUGUCAAUGUGUUGGUAUGUGGACCAGCAAAUCAAAGCUACAGAAGGCAAAUGGAAGGGCUCAGAUGCAGUCAGACCCACACCCCUUCCUGAGGAGAUGGUGUUUACUCUGGAUGAGAAAGUCCGGAGUGACAUCAGCCACGCCAAACAGCAAUACCUGGAGUCGACACGGGACCUGCAGGUUGUGUGUUACGCCUUCACUGCGUUUGGAAAAGCAGUCAUCAAACAGAAGAAGCUGCAUCCUGACACCUUUAUUCAACUGGCAAUGCAGCUGGCCUUCUACAGAAUGCACAAAAAGCCAGGUAGUUGCUAUGAGACGGCAAUGACUCGCCAGUUCUACCACGGCAGGACGGAGACGAUGCGACCCUGCACCCAGGAGGCUAUGAACUGGUGUAAAGCAAUGAUGGACCCCACAUGUGAUUUUAAUGCCAAGAGGAAAUCCAUGCUGCUGGCCUUCAAUAAACACAACAAACUAAUGGCUGAAGCCCAGGAAGGAAAAGGUUUUGACAGGCAUCUCCUUGGCCUGUAUCUUAUCGCCAAAGAGGAGGGAUGUCCCACUCCAGAGCUCUUCAUGGAUCCUCUCUACGCAAAGAGUGGUGGUGGUGGUAACUUUGUGCUGUCGUCCAGUCUGGUGGGCUACACCACAGUUCUGGGGGCUGUGGCUCCCAUGGUGCACCAUGGCUAUGGCUUCUUCUACCGCAUCAGAGAUGACAGGAUUGUGAUCUCCAUCUCAGCAUGGAAAUCUUGCUAUCAAACAGAUGCUGCGUCACUAUUCAACAACUUCUGUAGCUCGCUGCAUGAGAUGCUCCACCUGGCCACCACGUCUCAGCUAUAAGUACUCACACCAAGAGACAUAGUAGCUGAACACAGGCUAAUUUACACACUCAGCAUUUACCUCUGUCCCUGUUUGAGCAUUAAUGCAAAUACAGCUCACAAACCCUCAGUUAAUAGCCGACAGCUGGUGAUAGUCAUGUUUGUUCUCAGCACAAAUCAAUGCAAAGGCUCAGAAUCAGUACUUCCAGCGGAGAUUCACUGGUUUUGGCAUUUAGAAAAAAAAGUUUAAAUAAAUUUAGUUUUCUAUUUUUUUUGUUGUGCUAAAUAAGCUUUUUUUUUUAUGUUAAUUGUUCUUUUAGGUGUAUAUAUUUUUCCUGAUUUCUCAGAUUAUUAUGACUCUAAUGUAUGUUAGAAUGUUUAAUUUUAAAUGCAUUAUUAAGUUAGCACUCAGUAGUUAUAACUACAUUAUUACAUGACUGGUAAUAACUGCUGACUGCUUUGACUCUUGGCCUUAGACUACUUCUUUCUUUCUACUACUCCUACUGUGAUAUGAUAAAGGGCAUUCCAAUCAAACCCACAAAAACUAAGUUUGAUAGAAGUUAAAUAAAAUUGAUGUGCCUUGUUUUAGGUUUUGGUCUCCCUAUGAAAAUCCACAGAAAUAUGCAACAAUAGUACUCAACUAUUAAAGGCAGGGCUGAAAUUAAAUUUCAUUAUUGCUAAGAAAUCAGUUUGUUCUGACUUAUGUACUUACAUGGCCAUUGGUAAUUAGUGCUCUCCAGGGAUGGAGAAUUUCUGGUUACAACUGAAAAUGUCCAUACUAGAAUUGUAUUUAUAUCUGUGUAGGCAGGCACUAAAACUAGUUUGUGAUAUCACUGAAGUUCAUUCGGCCACAGGAUAAAUUAAUAAUUUUUCCAAGUCUGUCUAUAACAACUUGCACAGAACAACAACUGUGGAUUUUGUCCCCUGUCACUUACACUGGAAGAUCAUUUUUUAAUAUUUGGACAAUUAUGGCCAAAGUUUUUUUUUUUUAUCUCUUUAAUCAGUCUACUAAGAGUUGCUUUCCAUUCUACUGAGGUACUGCAUUGUGUUGCAUUAUUUCAGUGCACUGUAAAAAUGCUUUGCAGAUUGUUGCAUCUUUCUUUUGACCAAAACCUUAAUAAUCUGCACACUAUACAGUUUUCCUUUGUUUGUGUUUUCACAUCAUGAUAAAGAUAGUUUAAUGUUCACACAGUUUUAUAUUAACAUUAUUAGGAUGACUAACAUCACUGAGCCUUAAAGACAAUAUUUCUUCUGCACUGAAAGCCUUAAACUAAUCUGUUGUUAUGAUGUUUGACAAAGCUUUUAUAAACGUCUUUCAGAUACCCAAAUGAAAAGUAACUCAAUAUUUUUAACUCUGAUCAUAAAUGUUGAGUAAAAGCACUAAAUGUA